Molecule: messenger RNA, 945 nt
Organism: Zymoseptoria tritici IPO323
Lineage: Eukaryota; Fungi; Ascomycota; Dothideomycetes; Mycosphaerellales; Mycosphaerellaceae
Exons: 2
Coding region: 1-945 (314 amino acids)
Biological process (GO): maturation of SSU-rRNA from tricistronic rRNA transcript (SSU-rRNA, 5.8S rRNA, LSU-rRNA)
Cellular component (GO): nucleolus
Source: RefSeq, a predicted model, not a curated record
AUGGCAAUCCUCCUAGGAAAACGAAAGCGUGUGGUCGUAUCAGAGUCAGCGUCAAAACCAAAAUCAGAAGCGCAGAAAGCUGCACCUAACAAGCGAAGAAAAGAAAGUGAUGCCUCGUCCGAUGGCGAGUCGGCGAGAGCACUUUUUCAAAAAGCUUUCGAGGCGAAGUUCAAACCGUUGCCGAUGAAAGAGAAGAAUAAAUCCAGUGAAAUUGAAGACGAGUCUGAGGAGGAUGAAAGCGAGGAUGAUGCCGGCAGUGAUCUGGACGAUGAGGACUUAUCCGGGUCUGACUGGAGCGGGAUCGAGGACGGCGACGAGGAGGUCGAAAUCGUACAGCACGUCCUUCCUGAGUUUACGAGAGGAGGAGAUAGCGCAGAUCCGGGAAAGAAAGCAUUUAUGUCCUCGAAACCACCAACCCUCGACUCCACCCAAAAACAAACCCCACUCAAAUCCUCCAAGACCACAACAGCCAAAGAAGACGAAGAGUCCUCUCUCGAAGCAGCCAAUCUCAAAAACGACCUCGCACUCCAACGCCUUCUCUCGGAGUCCCACCUCCUCACACCAUCCGCCACCACCACCCAACCAACCGGCGCAUCCCGCCUCCUCGCCCUCGACCAACGCUUGCAGACUCUCGGCGCGAAAACUUCACUCCUGAAACAAACGAACAUGCCUCUCGCUCACCGCAAAGGGAUCGUCAAGAAAGGGGCGGAGAGGGAGGUGGGGAGGAGGAAGGAGGCGAGGGAGAAUGGGGUUGUGCUGGAGAGGGAGAAGAAGGUCGGGAAGGGGAAGGAUGUGAGGAGGGAGAGGGGACUAGGAGCACCGGGGGUGGGGAGGAUGAGAGGCGGGACGUUGAGGUUAAGUGAGGGGGAUGUGAGGAGUAUUGAAGGCAGGGGUGGAGGGAGGGGUGGGAAGAGAGGCGGGAGAGGAAGAGGGAGAGGGCGGUGA